UAAGAGUCUCACGCUCUACCGAUUGAGCUAACCGGGCGUGGCUCUUAUUGGUUGGGAGCCGUGGCCUCAGUCGCGUACUGGUGCUGUCGGAGUUGGAGAGAUUCAGUCGCCGCUCGAGGAGUUUCUGAGGGAGACGUGAGAAAGCAGAGAUGAUGUUGAUGCUUUCUAACCCUUUUCAUAAUAGCUUUGAGACUCGAGCGGGGUAAUAGAUGUACCGUCUUUGAGGCUGAUAACUGUGACAGAUUGGGUUAAACGACGUUUCUAUCAUUAUCAUCUCCUGACUUACGUGAUUCUAAUAACCAAUCAUCAUGAAUCGCAAGAUCGAAUGCCAGUGCGGCGCAGUCCAAAUCACAGCUUCGCGACCCCAGCCCCUCAGCGUCUACUGCUGUCAUUGUAUUGAAUGUCAGAAACAAUCGGCUUCUGCCUUCGGUACAUCAGCCAUCUUCCCAGCUGACGGUAUGUGGCCUCUAUCUAAAGAUGUCAUAUCCAAGCUCGGAGUCUGGAAACGACCUACAGACGAGGGAAAUACCCUGGAGUGCUACUUUUGCAAGACGUGCGGCGUGAGGGUCCUGCACCGUAGCGUCUUGCCAGACGGCCAAGGGAAGCCAUAUAUUUCGGUGAAGGGGGGUUGCGUUGAGGGUUUGAGUUGGGAGAAUGCGAAGCAUAUUUACACUCGAAGCGCUCGUGUUCCUGUGCCUGAAGGGGGUUAUCAGACUGUACCUGAAGGACAGGAUUAAACUUUGAGCAUGGGAAGCAAUCAAGCUUCAACGCAGACGUGAGAAGGAUGGUUCUGGGUCUUGAGCAUGUAGGACCAGAAGAAUAUUUGAACAAGUUUGUAGAAAUGAUUGAUUAUGAUAAUGAUAAUCUCGCGUAUCUAAUACGAUGAUAAUACGUAGCAGGCGGGGUCAUCGGAAAUCCGGCCCCUGUCGGAGGUGCC
Molecule: messenger RNA, 937 nt
Organism: Fusarium verticillioides 7600
Lineage: Eukaryota; Fungi; Ascomycota; Sordariomycetes; Hypocreales; Nectriaceae
Exons: 2
Coding region: 309-737 (142 amino acids)
Molecular function (GO): carbon-sulfur lyase activity
Source: RefSeq, a predicted model, not a curated record